This is a messenger RNA of Lolium perenne, 1941 nucleotides long. RefSeq lists its product as uncharacterized. Gene Ontology annotation, molecular function: protein binding. NCBI's taxonomy places the organism in Eukaryota, Viridiplantae, Streptophyta, Magnoliopsida, Poales, Poaceae. The record is from RefSeq and is a predicted model, not a curated record.
UCUUAGUUCUGUGUGACUUCCCUGACUUUCCUUCGUCAGAGAAGCCCGUUCCCCCAGCAGUUGCUUCUUCGUUUCCGGCCCAAACCUGGGCUCCACCGGCCAUGCCGCCGCCGCCGCCGCUGCCGGACGAGCUCCUCGAGGAGAUCCUCCUCCGCCUCCCGCCAGAAGAUCCCGGCUGCCUCUUCCGCGCCUCUCUCGUCUGCAAGCCCUGGCGCAGCCGCCUCACCGGCUCCGCCUUCCCCCGCCUCUACCGCGAGUUCCACCGGACGCCUCCCUUGCUGGGAUUCUUCGAGAACGACGAUACGGUAUUCUGCUGGUUCACUCCCUUGUCCCCCACCUCCCCCUUCCUCCCCGUUCACCCCGACCACCGCAAUCUCUUCGUUCUCGACUCUCGCCACGGCCGUGUCCUCUUGAAUUCUGUCGGCCCGGACGGCGAACCCCUGGACCUCAUUGUGUGGGACCCCGUUGGCCGCCGCAAGUGGGAAUUGCCCUACCCGGCGUUCGCGGACUGGGUAACCGUCCCAGACAAUGCGGCGGUGCUCUGCGCCGUCGAUGGCUGCGACCACCUUGACUGCCAUGGAGGCCCCUUCCUCGUGGUCUACGUGGGCACUGAUGAAGACGGGGUCGCGCACGCUUGCGUCUACUCUUCAGAUUCUUGUGCCUGGAGCCCAGUGACAUCUUGUGAGCACCCUGAAUCCUUCCUCGAAGUCAUUAUCUGCUGGCCCAAAGCUCAUGUGGGAAAUGCUGUCUAUUUCCCGUGCACUUCAAGCACGAUUAUCCUGCGGUAUGACUUGUCCACCCAGGAACUAUCAAUGAUUACCUGGCCGGCCAUGUACAAGUGGCAGAACGCCAAUCAUAUCCUUAUGAGGACGGAAGACGGUGUGCUGGGAUGUGCCAGUUUACACGAGUCCAGGCUCGAACUAUGGUCGAUGGAGUCUCACACAGAUGGAACUGUGAAGUGGGUGCUAAGCAGAGUUGUGGAGCUCGAGAACUGGCUACCAUCUCGCCCCACUCAUGUCACUAGGUUCGUGGAUGGAGUUGGUAUAUGUUUUGUGCGGACAAAUCUUGGUAUCUUCUCAGUUGAGCUUAAGUCAGGCCGAGUUAAGAAGAUAUCCAACAGCAUGGUCCAAGUCAUUCCCUACAUGAGUUUCUACACUCCAGAUCAAUCUGGGGGUAUAAAGCCUCCAUCUACCCUGGCCUCCUCCUCAGAGAUCGUUGAGACGACCGGAGGUGAGCAACAUGAUUUGCUGCUGCAGCACUCAAGUGGGGAGGUGGGAGAUGUGAAGGAGAAAUGGGUAGACAAGGGAGAAAAGGAUUGCGAAUGGAAGGAGGGCGGGUGGCAUGAGGAGGGCUCGGUGGAGGAUUGGGAAUGGAAGGGUGAGAAAGAUGCGCAAGAGCUGUUUGAGAAGGGGUCCAAGGCCAUCGAGGAGGGGCAUUUUGUCGACGCCAAGGAUUUUUUGCAUCGUGCCCUCAAGAGCUGGGUGCUCUAUUGUGGGAGACUUUCUCCAAUGUGUGUUAGCGCAUAUUACAAAUAUGGAAUUGCUUUGCUGCGCAAAUCUCAAGCGAAGAUUGCACCACAUCAUCAACACGUAGUUGAGAGUUCAGCCAUCAGGGAUAAUACUGGAAGCUCAAAGGCCUCUGGUAGCAAUGUUAGGGAAGGUGAUACUGGAAAAGAUUUGGAUCUGGCCUGGAAAAUGUUAAAUAUUGCGAGGGCAAUUCUUGAGGAGUCCUUGCAUUCCUAUGGAGAAAGUUCUAACCUUUUGUGCUCUUGCUGAAGUCUCUAUGGAAAGAGAAGACAUAGACUACUCACUCCGUGCUUGCUUCAAAGCUUUAGCCAUCUUGGAGCAUUUGGUUGAGCCUGACCAUUGUCGAAUUGUCUUACUAAACCUCCAGAUAUUUCUGGCUCUGAAGUCGGCAUCCAAGAUUCGGGAUGCGCUCCCA